Messenger RNA from Calidris pugnax (ruff), 4204 nucleotides. It is a transcript of the gene COMMD6, whose product is annotated as COMM domain containing 6. The record is from RefSeq and is a predicted model, not a curated record. The transcript has 7 exons. NCBI's taxonomy places the organism in Eukaryota, Metazoa, Chordata, Aves, Charadriiformes, Scolopacidae. Gene Ontology annotation, molecular function: NF-kappaB binding. The coding region runs from base 27 to 650 and encodes 207 amino acids.
UCGGGCCUCGGCGGGGGCGCGGCGCCAUGGCCGCCGGUUCCGUGGGGGUGCUGGCGCGAGCGUUGGAGGCGCUGGAUGUUGGUGGUGCAGCUGAUAAGAUUAAUUCAAUACCUCAAGACUUUUUUGCAGAACUGUGUGAACAAAUAAUUCAGCAUCUGAACCAUAAGAUCCCAGGUGUAAACACAACUGAACUGUGUCAGAGAAUUCAAACAGCUGGAAUUGAGAUUAAUAUUGGUGACCUGGCAAGAAUAGCUAACAUUAUUUCCUUUCUGUUUAGCACAGCAGCCAGAAACAAUCUCUCUACGGAAGAACUCGUCGCCACCUUGGACAAUGCAGUCAGCGCGCUGCCAAAACACGCAGUUCAAGUUAUUCGUCACGUGUGGAAUGAGCAGGGCAAAUCCAUUAGUGUGUCAGAAGAUGCAAGAAAUAUGGCCGCAAUGGGACAGUUUGUAGAUAUGGAAUGGAAACUGGGAGUUGCGAUGAGCUCUGACACCUGCAGGUCUCUGAAGUAUCCUUAUGUUACAGUGACACUAAAAGUGGCAGACCCUUCAGGACAAAUAACAGACAAAUCUUUUGAAAUGACGAUCCCACAGUUCCAGAACUUCUUCAAGCAGUUCAAGGAAAUGGCAGCUGUUCUUGAAACAGUUUGAAGAGAACUUAUUUACACUGAAACUUUGGACAGACUUAGAUAAGUAAACUUUCCCUUCUGCACGGGGGAUAAAGUGCCAUUGUGCAGCGAGGUAUGUAUCCGUGUCUUUGACAGGUAUUUGUCAGCAUCAUCCUUGCGUUGCUGUGAAGAUGUCUUCGGUUUUGAGUACUUGAAGCCAAGUCUUCAGUGUUUGGGAAAAUGCAUUCAACUUUUCUUCAUCCUGGUAGACAAAAAGAUCAGGAUGUGUAUGGAGAAACAUCACUGUAGACUUUCUAAUAUCCAAGAGUAAGAAACUACGCAUACGAAACUACACAUUUAUCUCUGGAGUGUGGAAAGACACAUGAAAACGUUGACUGGGAAGAUACAGAGAGAAGUGUAAAUCCCAUGGUAGUGCUUUUGUCCAUAAAAUUCAGGUGCACUUAGACUCAACGAUAAUAUUAAAUGUAAGGAGUACAUACAUAAGAAGCAUACAGUUAUUGAGGAAUAGCAAUGUCAAGUUGUUAGUUGCAGGUACUUGCGGUUCUGACUUUCAGCUUUCUUUUAAUAACUGAAGAAUGUACUUGUCCCAACAGCUUCUUAAUUUCAAAUGCUUAUUUCCCACUACCUGGGUUUAUAAAACUGAAUUAAUGCAUUAAACUUUUCUGGAGACCUAAAAUUUAUUCUCUGAAAUGAAGCCCAAGGGCUAAUUUUAAAUAAAGAUAGAAAGGUGAAUUUAAUUCAAAAGCAUUUUAAUUUAUUUUUGUCUUUGCAUUUAAUCCAACUCUAAUCUGUGGCACUCUGCUUGAUGUUUUGAUCAGCAGUCUGCUUUCUGAUUAAAUUAGAAUAUUGAUGUAGGUGCCUCACUCCAAACUCUGAACAAGAAAAGUCAAGAGGAAACUUGAAAAUUCAGGCUGGACUUUUAGCCCAGCACAUCAGAGAAAGAACCACACUACAAGUCAACAGGAUUUCUUUGCUGCUUGUGUUUUGUGGCAAGAGUCCACUGUACUGUAGUGCACAUGCUUGCUCUCAGAGAAUGUCCUAACCAGCAGAAUUUUGACUUUGACUCCCAUUUGGAAUGGGGGAUUUCCAAAGGGAGAGUGAUAAAUCCGGUGUGCUUGCGUGCGCUCUUUUUUUUCUAUGUUGUUUUUUCUUGUUUUCCAUAAACAAAACACAAACUGCAAACCUAGUAGGAUGUAAUAAAAACAACACUGUGGCAUUUCAACAUGUGGUGGUGAUGUAGUAGAGCAAGUAAAUCUGAAGAGAGACAAUUCAUGCUGAUGGGCAGACUGAAGCUCAUGCCGCAGCUUCAGAGUGGUCUAUACUGAGAACUGGUUUUGCUGGGGCAGAUUCUCAAGUGACUUCAAGCUGCCGUAAAUGAGAGCAUCUACCUUUCUAACCCACUUAGAUGUUUUUAACUUUUUUAGAAGCUGGCUGAAAGUCAUUGAUAGAGGUUAUGCCUGCAUAUUUGUGUCAUGGAGAAUAAGCUGCAACACAUUGUGUGUGCUGCACACUGCAGUCCUUUCAAUCAAGAGAGCUAAACCCUCACUAUUUGGGUAUUAUGCAUGGUGCAUAAGAACAGUAUUUGGAGUUGCUUAGAAGCCCAAGUAAGUGAAACAGGGUUGGCUUUAACAAAAGAUACUACAAAUUUUGGGCUGUGGCUAUUGAUUUGGGUGAUAUUUCCUUUGUGCUACACUGAGGUGUUUAGCUUUGCAGCUGGGCAGAGCAGAUUGCUUUUUUCCAGGACCAUCUCAAUGGUGGCAAAAUGGUCUUGGGAACAGAUUUCCCAUUUGCCUAUUCCCGUGUCUGCCUCCAAGGGUUUGGGGCUGAACAUAGUGCAAAAAAAUCCUGUCUGUGUGUGGAAAAGUGAUACGAGCAGCUGAUUAUUUUUCUUUUUAAUUUGCAGAAGUUGGAGUGUAAGGCUGCUGUAACUGGAAAACUCUGUUAUUCUUUGGCCUAGUGAAUCAAUUGGUUUACAUCAAUGCAAGAGUUCCAGAAAAAGAAUACUAUUUAGUAAAACCAGAGCCUAACAAAUAUUUCUCAUUUUGUUCUAAUGCACUUAAGUUCUUCAUGUAGCUGGAAAUACUUGUGCCUUCAUUGUAACUGGAUGGAAAAGAUUUAAUUAAUCAGGUCUUCUAGAAACAACAAUUUAGUAGAUGCUGGAAGGUAAUGAGGAAACUUUAAGUUACCGUUCUUGCUUGGUCCGUGAGGAAGAGGAGAAAGUUGGCAGCCUUUGAAAAGUCUUACAUUUUGUCAGGUCAAAUAUUCUAGAAAUACUAGUGAAUGCUUCUGAAAUGUCCCUGAACUCCAGCAUGUUGUAACUCUGCCUGGAAGAUGCCUGGACACGUGUGCUAUACCAGCACAACUGUCUGAGAAUUUUCAGAGGUGUUUUUGGACAUCCAGGAGAUGUGAUUAAAAGUUGGCUAUGUACUCAAACUUCUGAGAUUUGUCCUGAUCGCUAUCGGUAGGAAUUCCUAUACUGAGUAAUGGAAGAAUUAAAGACUUCAUUAAAAAAAAAAAAACCCUAACUAAAACCCUAACAGUUUUCAGGGUAGCAAUAUUAACAUGUUCAAACAAGCUGUUGAAUUGUUAGUCUGUAUGUGCAGGAACCAAAUCUCUUCAAAGAGAGUCAGGAGUCCUUGUGUGUUCCUAAUUCUACUUGUUGACUGAUAUGAAAUUGUAUAACGACUAUUUUUGUAAGUCCACAGUCAUUAAACCUAUAGGUAACAAAGGUAAUGAUGGUCUGUAUUUUGUUUUAAGCCUACUGUGUGAAAGUCUGUCUCAUAAUGGUUAAAGUUCAGGACUAGACUAUGACUAAACUUCUUUCCUUAUUAAAUUAGGAUGAAGUUCAGACGAAUGUGGUCUUUUUCUGUGAUGGGGUACCCAGGAGCUGAGGGAUAACUGCAGGCUGCAAGGAAUAUUUUUAUCAAUUACUUACAGCUAGACAAAAUGCUGUAUUGAACCAGGAAAAGACAGAAGACAUAUGAGACUAAUGAAAUCUUGCAGGAAAUUGCAUUCAAGUGGUUCUCUUUCCUUAACUAUUUAGAAGACAAGUAAACAAUUUUUCUUUUCAACAUUUGCCUGGAACAGAGCAAGAGGAAGGAAAAGAGGAAAAAAGAGUCUCGCACAGUAAACAAACCCAAGGGAGGCAAUAAUGAAAGAGUCUGCUGGCAAUAACUGUAGUCUUCAUCACAUGACCUUUGUUCUUUUUCCACUAGUUUCCAACAGACUAGCUAUUUCAUAGAAAAAUGGAGAAAGGCCUGCAGAAAGAGUGCACAAAUGGCUGUAGUCAUUUCUGUACACUGUUUUAUACAUCUAGCUUCUGCACACUUUGGCUGAAUCAUGGCUGAAGUAAAAAGCCUGUCUAUGUUAGCUUAUUGUUUCUGCUUCCUCAAAAUUGUACUGCCUUUCUUCAACCCCACUUGAAAGGUAUGUAACAAUGUUCUACUGGACUCUGCCUAUCCCCUUUUAUUUUUUUUUACCUUCUUACUUUUGAGCCUUUGCACUCUGUUUGAACACCUGAAGAUACAUUACUUGGACCGAUUGAAAACAGAGAAAUAAUAAAUUUGAGGGAGAAUG